UCUCUGUCAUCCUGCUCUCUCGUUGGUAACCACCCACUUGAACCGGAACCGUUUCUGGGGAUUUGCAGCCCUCCCUGUCGGUGAGCCGCCGACACUCACCGCUCCACACAUCACCGUGCGCCGCCGCCUCCGGGAUGCGUCCUGCUCCGCGAUGCCCGGGAUAGCGGUGGCACAUCGGCCCGUUUCAUAGCCUCCACCGGCCGCGUGGAAGCAACGUAUCCCCCGUGACAGCCUGACAGGAUCCGUGGGCACCGCUGUGAGGAUGCUGCCUCUGCGCUCCGGUCAUCUCUGCUGAGUCUAUGCUGCUGACCGGCGCGUUUCGGCUCCUGUUUGAGCGGAAAGGAUCGACAGUUUUUUUUUAGUUUUUUUUUUUUUUUUUUUUUUUUUUUUGCUGUUUCUUUGCAGCAGCAACAAAAGCAGCCUCCGCCUUUUAGGGGUUGUUAGAAGAGAGGGAAAAGAUGGGGAGCACGACCUCUUGCUGCGUGUCUGCCAGCCCCAAGCUCCGCAGAAAUGCCCACUCGAGGCUGGAGUCGUACCACCAGGAGUCGGAUCUGAGCAGGGAGGAGACAGGAUGCAACCUGCAGCACAUCAGCGACAGGGAGAACGUUGACGAGUUGAACAUGGAGUACAAUCCGUCGGACCAUCCACGGGCCAGCACCAUAUUCCUCAGCAAAUCACAGAAUGACGAGGUGCCUUUAAGGAGCGUGCGAGACAAACGAAAGAGCCUCUUCAUCAAUAAUCACGGGACAUCGAGGAGGAAAUACAGCUCCUGCUCCACCAUCUUCCUGGAUGACAACACCGUCAGCCAGCCCAACCUCAAAUAUACAAUUAAAUGUGUCGCUUUGGCAAUUUACUACCAUAUAAAAAACAGGGACACAGAUGGAGGAAUGCUACUAGAUAUCUUUGAUGAGAAGCUUCAUCCUCUCUCUAAAUCAGAGGUUCCACUGGACUACAACCAACACGACCCGGAGCAGAAGCAGAUCUACCGGUUCGUCAGGACGUUGUUCAGUGCUGCUCAGCUCACUGCUGAGUGUGCCAUCGUCACACUAGUUUACCUGGAGAGACUUCUGACCUACGCAGAGAUCGACAUCUGUCCAGGGAACUGGAAGAGGAUUGUUCUGGGCGCCAUCCUGCUGGCCUCCAAAGUCUGGGAUGAUCAGGCCGUGUGGAACGUCGACUACUGCCAGAUCCUUAAGGACAUCACAGUGGAGGACAUGAAUGAGCUGGAGCGACAGUUUCUGGAGCUGCUGCAGUUCAACAUCAACGUGCCGUCCAGCGUCUACGCCAAGUAUUACUUUGACCUGCGAUCGCUGUCCGAGUCCAACAACCUAAGCUUCCCCCUGGAGCCGCUCAGCAGGGACAAGGCUCAGAAACUAGAGGCUAUUUCCAGGCUAUGUGAUGACAAGUACAAAGACGUGCGGAGAGCAGCCAGGAAGCGCUCGGCCAGCAUGGACAAUCUGUGUGGGAUCCGGUGGGUUCCUGCAAUCCUCUCCUAACCACUAAAAUAAACUGUCAUGUACUGAACACUGGCAUCAGGCUGGAUGAGAAAUGUCCCCAACCUGCAGACCUGAAACCUUCAAAACUGGAGUUGAGGAAAGAGGUCUGUACCUUAACCUGAUGCCUCCGCAGUGCCUCAGCUCUUCUGUUCGCGUGAGAGAGAAGGAAGCUCCUGGUUUUUAUUUCACCUGUGCAGGAAAAUCAAGCUCAUAAAACAAGCGCUGGAUGAGACAAAGCCUUGAAAUUUGUUCGGAUGUGUGAACCACGUCCGGACUAAUCUGCGUUGAGCCUCAUUUGAAGUAUUCGGCCUAACCCGUCACUCUGAAGGCCCUGCACCUCCACAACGAACCAUAUUAUUUAUUUCACUUCAUUAUCUGAAUUUUUUCAAAUGGUUGAACCUGCAGAAUUUCACCAACAGAAGUGUAGCACUGGACUUUCUACUGCUUAUUUCCUUUGACACGACUUAGAAUAAUAAAAGUGUUAGCGAGUUUUUCUUCUUUGGAAAUCUAAAAGGUUUACAGUAUUUAUAGCGCCUCUUGAUACUCAGGUAGUCUGUUUAACAUGUCGAUUUAUCACCAUGCUCCUUGUUUCAGUUACACCAAGGGCUGAAACGCUAAUUGUGAAGUUCAAAGAUGGAAAAAAGGGCCACAAUGAAUAAAAAAAGUGACAAUAUUUCCACAAAUAUGAGUCUAAUAUUGUAAUUUUGGGACACAAUCAUUGCAACGUCAUUCCAGAAACACUAUAAUCUGGAUAAUCCACAGGUUGCACUGUGAGCAGUCACAAUGAGAGUUUUUCUUUUAAAUUUGGACUCCAAAAGGUAAGAAGACUGGGGCUGCAGGUAGGAAAAUGGUCAUUUUGCACCUUACAGAUGCAUUCAGCAGCAAACUAUAGAGUUACUAUAAAACUCAAGCUUGGUGUUGCUACUAAAUGUACAUUUUUAGAGUUAAACUCUAAAAUCAAACCUUCAGCCAACAGAAUAACUACACCUGACAAUGACAUUCCUUUGUUUUCAUUUAUUUAUUCAGUCUUAUAAAGUUAAUUUGGAAUCUCUCUAAAUAUCUCCAGUCUCCUAAGUCUUAUUUUCACUAAGUACCACCCCAGUUUCUUCAUUUUAAGACCUUUUCUAGUGCUGUUUUAUGAAAACUGUCGGGCUUUUGUCUGAAGAAUAUGUUGUUGUCUGGGUUAAAAGGUUUCUAUAGUCCAAACUAUAGAAAAAUAACUAUUUGCAAACUUUCUGGCAGGUAUUAGGAUUUGAAGUUUCACCAAUCCUGCUUCACUUUAACCGUCAGAAAAGGAGGAUGGUAUCUGAAUUUGUAAAACCAUGAACCCAACAGUUUAGACCCUUGGGUUAGACAUAAUGCGUAAUCUGUACCCUACUUAGCAGCCUUUGCGAUUUGUGAAUGGGAUUGUUCCAAAUUACAUUUUUGACUUGAAAUGAGUUCAUUGUUGAGUCCUUUUGCCGACAUUUUGACUUAAAUCUGCAAACAAAUGUGCUUCUUUUAUCCCUCCGGAGUCUGUAGUUAUUCUAGGUUUUCUUAAGACAAUUUCAUUUCAUUUCAGUAAGAAAGCCCAAAAUCAGCAUUUAAAUAACAGGAUGAACCAAAGAUAACUGUACAAUUGUGGGUGUGGCUGCAACUUAACAUCUUCUAAAGCCUCAAAUCUUAAGAGUCAUCUCCAGAAAGUGAUUUAGUAAAAGGAGAGUUGUGUAACCAGGUUAUAAAAUGAACUAACUGCUAGUUAUCUACUAUUGCCAGUCUGUGACCAACCAGUGGACCGAUAACGUGUCCUGGAACAAGGGCAUCUCGGUUCCCUGUGUUCAUUCAGCACAAAGUUGAACUUUUAAAUUUUACAACCAUCACUUUGGGGUUUGUUUUGUUGUUGUUGUUACAGGCGACUAAAUGAUCAGGUUUUUCAGUUUAUUUGUCUAAAUGCUAAACUGGUAAAAUAGAAUUAUUUUGCAAAUUAACUUUGUACAGUGUAUAAAAAGUUCAAAAACUGCAACGGGUUCAUUGUAAAUUAUUUAUGGAUGUGCUGAUUUGUGUUUUUAAUAAAAGAAAACACUCUUGUUUAAUAA
Messenger RNA from Acanthochromis polyacanthus (spiny chromis), 3571 nucleotides. Its product is annotated as cyclin-Y-like. Gene Ontology annotation, biological process: regulation of canonical Wnt signaling pathway; regulation of cyclin-dependent protein serine/threonine kinase activity. Bases 459 to 1496 code for a protein of 345 amino acids. Gene Ontology annotation, cellular component: plasma membrane; cytoplasmic cyclin-dependent protein kinase holoenzyme complex. Gene Ontology annotation, molecular function: protein kinase binding; cyclin-dependent protein serine/threonine kinase activator activity. Lineage: Eukaryota; Metazoa; Chordata; Actinopteri; Pomacentridae. The record is from RefSeq and is a predicted model, not a curated record. The transcript has 11 exons.